CAAUCUUAACAAAUCCACCAAUUGUUUACUUGCUGACACGCAAACAAAAAAAAGUAAUCACUUUUCACUCAGUCAUGCGAAAGAGGGAGGUGAGCUUUCUGUAACGUUUCAAGCAGGAGAGCGCUGUAAUUAACGAGGUGCACGUGAAGGCAGCACCGCUAUUAGUUGUUUUACGUUCCAAGAUGACGGACCCGACGACGUCUCCGGAGGACCACUGGAAGCAGACCGACGGGGCCUUCAGCGACAGCGGCUUUGACCAUGGCUUCUUUGCUGAAACUACCAGAAAGGGUUCAGUUGUGUCUCGGGCCAACAGCAUCGGCUCAACAAGCGCCUCUUCAGUGCCGAACACAGACGACGAAGACAGCGACUACCGACACGAGACGCCGUACAAGAACUCGUACAAAGAUCGACGGAGACAAGCGCACACGCAGGCCGAGCAGAAGCGCAGGGACGCCAUCAAGAAAGGCUACGAUGACCUCCAGUCCAUAGUCCCCACCUGCCAGCAGCAGUCCGAGUUUGCAGUCGGAGCGCAGAAGAUCAGCAAGGCCACCGUGCUGCAGAAAACAAUCGACUACAUCCAUUUCCUUCACAAAGAAAAGAAGAAGCAGGAGGAGGAAGUUUCUCUACUAAGGAAAGAAGUGAUGGCGCUGAAAAUCAUGAAAACGAACUACGAGCACAUAGUGAAGGCCCACCAGAACAACCCCCAGCAGGGAGAGGAUCAGGUUUCCGACCAGGUCAAGUUCAACAUCUUCCAGAGCAUCAUGGACUCCCUCUUCCAGUCGUUCAGCAACUCGGUCUCAGUGAGCAGCUUCCAGGAGCUCUCCGCCUGCGUCUUCAGCUGGAUCGAGGAGCACUGCAAGCCUCAGACGCUGAGGGAGUUCGUGGUCGGCGUGCUGCGGCAGCUCAACGGUCAGCUCUAUUGAUGGAGGGGAAACCCCUGGACUUUACUCCCCUUAAAUGGACUUUGGGCUUUCUUUGACCUCUCAGGGUGAAGUAGAAAAAAAAAUAAUAAUAACAACACUCAGCCUCAGGCCGCAUCGCAGUAUUUCCGCUCACUCAAACCGAUCAGUGCCUCCCGGGCUGAAGCUGGAUUACCUCCACCUCACGGAGGGGGAUCGCUUAUGAGGGCGACGGCUCUCUGGCCGCGAGCGUGCACACGCACUUCAGCCUCGUGUCAAGAAACGCAUCCGUCUGUAAAUUGAGUGUUUAAAUGUACGUCGUCGUCUGGAGCUCUAAGGAGCUGUAAAUGAAUCCUUACAGAUCGAUCGCAGCUGAUGGAACUAGAGAAGGAGGAUCAAGCGUUUCCUCGCAGCCUUAUUCUGACCCGCAGGGCUCAUCAGCUUCAGUGCACGUUGAGUCAGCCGUAACACACUCAGCAGGGGGGGGGGGGGGGGGGUGAAACCAUUCCACCUUUUUAUUGGGACUAAAGAUGAACGUGCUUUCUCUAGUUGUCACCUCUUGACAUUUCAGUGGCGUUAACGCCGCCAUGGCUGAUGCUUUUCACUUUGCUCGUCAGUGGCUCUUAUGAUCAAUCAUUUGAUCCCAGAGACGUCGACUGUGUGAUGAAUCUCUCGUAAAAGUCUCGGAAAGCGUCGCUGUGGCAGUCGCAGGUUCCCAGGGAGGGAUUUACAGCCGUAAUGACUUAAGAAGCGUAAUUUUUUAAAACUUAAGCUGAUUACCGUGAUGUUUUAUUGAAAUCAGUAAAAUCACACGGCUCAUCUGAUAAGUGACAAAGAGCCACUUUGCUGUUUUUGCCUUAAUUAAAGGGAGAUGUAAAUGGUUUCAGUGUUGUUGUGUAAUGGCCAUCUACUUUACAUCAUGAGCCACAAAGGAAUGUCAACCAGACUGUAAAUUUAAGUUUAGCAAAAAAGGACGAAUCAUGUCUGUAAAAUAUCUUUAAUGAUUAUUGAGGAAGAGAUGAAUGGACACUUCAGCGUUUCAUUAAUUAACUUUUAAUAACGUUAAACACUGAAGACGCAGCACAAAUGAUGAGAAAAACAGGACAACCCUCAGACAUUUUACUUUAGAACAGUAAAAAUAAAUAUCAAUAUGGACUCAAACACGAAUGAACAAAGAAACUCACAGCUAAAAAGACUAAUUUGAUUUCAUCAGAAGUUGGGGAUUUGUUUGGCUUUAAAAGGAAAUUAAAUAAACCAAAGUUGCCUGGCAGGAGACGAGUCUCCUCCAUUGUUCUCAGUCAUGUGACGUGGUGUUAGUGUCUCUGCUUUUUUUUGUUUAAAUCUACUUUCAAUUACAGAGGAAGUUGGUUUUGCAUUCAACUUUUAUUAAAGAUGUACCUUUUAUUCCAGAGAAAAGCCAUAAAUAAAGAACGUGCUGUGGCUCAAA
Molecule: messenger RNA, 2346 nt
Organism: Pungitius pungitius (ninespine stickleback)
Lineage: Eukaryota; Metazoa; Chordata; Actinopteri; Perciformes; Gasterosteidae
Gene: mlx
Product: MAX dimerization protein MLX
Exons: 8
Coding region: 183-923 (246 amino acids)
Biological process (GO): regulation of transcription by RNA polymerase II
Cellular component (GO): nucleus
Molecular function (GO): protein dimerization activity; RNA polymerase II cis-regulatory region sequence-specific DNA binding; DNA-binding transcription factor activity, RNA polymerase II-specific
Source: RefSeq, a predicted model, not a curated record